GGCGGUGGCAGCGGCUGUCACUGCCGGGCCGGGAGCGGCGGUACCCGGGGCUCCGGCGGCACCGCUCGGCAGCCCUGCGGCUUCCCCCCCUGCAAAAGCGAGAAAGCGCCACGAACACUAAUCGCCAGACCUCUCCGUCACCGGGAAUAGUGUCAGAGAGCAAAGCUGUGCGACCUGCCGCCGCCCGAGUCCCCAGGUUGUCUGCGGGCUUUAAGUGCGGAUUUGUUUUCCUCCCUCCACCGAAGGCCUGAAGGGUAUGUUUUCACUUUCAGAGAUUAAAACCGAAGCGGCGCUGGCGAAGAACGGACAUGCUUGACACUUGUCUGCAGUUGCUUGUGUUGCACUUCGUUGCUUACUCGAAAAGGAGAGACUGAGACCGUGUUACUUGGCGUCUUCUCGGGUUAUGAUAUAACUGAUAAUAAAGCAAAAUUGUGGGAAGAGCACCUGGGAACUGAGCAUGGUAGGAUCUUGAAGAGAAAAGUAGCUGGGAUCGACGGGAAGAGGAAGGGGAGGAAUGGCAUCCCGAGAGAGGCUGUAUGAGCUUUGGAUGCUUUACUGCAAUAAGAAAGAUCCAGAUUACCUGAAGCUCUGGUUGGAUAGUUUUGUGUCUAGCUAUGAACAGUUUCUGGAUGUGGACUUUGAGAAGCUGCCAACGAGGGUGGACGACAUUCCGCCAGGAAUAUCGCUGCUUCCUGAUAACAUUCUUCAGGUCCUCAGGCUCCAGUUGCUACAGUGUGUCCAGAAAAUGUCAGAUGGCCUGGAAGAGCAGCAGCAGACUCUGUCACUUUUACUGGUGAAAUUCUUUAUCAUCCUUUGCAGGAAUUUGGCUAAUGUGGAAGAGAUUGGGAUGUGUUCGUACAUUAACCAUGUUAUCACCAUGACUACGUUGUACAUUCAGCAGUUAAAAAGCAAAACAAAAGAGAAAGAAGUGGAGGAUCAGACACCCAUAGAAGAAUUUGUGAGACAUGCAUUGGCUUUCUGUGAAAGUCUCUAUGAUCCAUAUCGAAACUGGAGGCAGCGAAUUGCAGGACGUUUCCUUAGUACAGUUGAAAGAAGCAGACAGAAGUAUAAACCAGCUUCCCUCACUGUUGAGUUUGUCCCUUUUUUUUACCAAUGCUUUCAAGAAAGUGAACAUCUCAAGGAAAGCCUGAAAUGUUGCCUGCUGCAUCUCUUUGGAGCUAUUGUGGCUGGUGGUCAGAGGAAUGCUCUUCAAGCAGUAUCUCCUGCCACCAUGGAAGUUUUGAUGCGUGUUUUAGCAGACUGUGACAACUGGGAUGACAGAAACCCUGAGGAAGUGAGCAGGAAGGCAGAGCUGACUCUGAAGUGCCUGACAGAAGUUGUCCAUAUCCUCUUAACCAGCAGUUCUGACCAGCGCCAGGUGGAGACAAGUACAAUAUUGGAGAACUAUUUCAAGUUGCUUAAUUCAGACCAUUCAGCCUUACCUAAUCCAAGGCGAUGCAGGCAGUGGGAGAGCAGAUUCAUAGCACUGCAGAUCCAAAUGCUGAAUACCAUCACAGCCAUGUUAGACUGCACAGAUAGGCCUGUUCUGCAGGCAAUUUUCCUUAACAGUAACUGCUUUGAGCAUCUCAUUCGACUGUUGCAGAACUGCAAGCUGUUUUUAAAUGCUAACAAUAAAGUGGCAGACAAGAGUGAGAAAGACCUUACCAACAAAUUACUGACAGAAAUGAAUGAGGACCAGGUGUUUCAGGGACACCUGGACUCCUUGGCAGUAUCAACCAUUCAAGCCCUCACAGCGGUAAUGCACAAGUCUCCAGCUGCAAAGGAGGUCUUCAAGGAGAGAAUUGGGUAUGCACACAUAUAUGAGGUACUAAAAUCACUGGGUCAGCCGUCACGGGAAUUGCUGGAAGAACUCAUGAAUAUGGCUGUUGAAGGUGAUCACAUGGCUGUUGGGAUACUAGGCAUUAGUAAUGUCCAGCCCUUAUUGCUGCUCAUUCAGUGGCUUCCAGAGCUAGAAUCACACGAGCUGCAGAUUUUCAUCUCCAAUUGGUUGAGGCGAAUCUGCUGUAUUGACAGACAGAGCCGUGCCACGUGUGUCAAUGCAAACAUGGUCAUCCGUAUCAUCGAGACCCUCAAUUCCCACUCGAUGCUGCACUGCACUUGUGCAGAGAACCUGAUUGCCCUGCUGGGCUCCUUGGGGAGCCAGUCCAUGGGCUCGGAAGAGCUGCUCCAGCUGGUGCGGAUGCUGCGGCCGGAGGAGCCGCGGGGCGCUCACCCGUACGUGGUGCCGGUGAUGCGCGCGCUGCUGGCCAUGGCGCGGAAGCAGGGCCUGGCCAGCGCCCUGCAGUACUUCAACCUGCACCACAGCAUGGCCGGCAUCGCCCUGCCCGCCAUCCACAGGUGGCCGGGCUCCGCAUUCUCCUUCAAUGCCUGGCUCUGCCUUGACCAGGACCGGGUGGACCCCGGCACGACGGGCAAAAGCGGCAAGAGGAAGCAGCUCUACAGCUUUUUUACAGGAAGUGGUAUGGGGUUUGAAGCCUUUAUUACAUGCUCGGGGGUAUUGGUGGUUGCAGUGUGCACGAAGAGGGAAUAUGCAACAGUGAUGCUGCCUGACCAUUGUUUUUUUGACUCUCUCUGGCAUAACAUAACUAUUGUUCACGUGCCUGGAAAGAGGCCCUUUGGUCAGAGCCUCGUGUAUAUCUAUGUCAAUGGACAGCAGAAGGUCUCUGCCCCACUUCGAUUCCCUGCUAUGAAUGAAUCUUUUACUUCUUGCUGCAUUGGUUCAGCUGGUCAAAGAACAACAACUCCUCCUCCCUCUCAGAUACCAGAUCCGCCUUUUUCCUCCCCAGUCAUGCCCCACCGGACAUCGCUCGGGGGCAUUCUUGCUCCUGGAAGUUGGGGUGGGGUGCUUGGAAAACCAGAGUUCAUCACCAAAAUGAUCUCAGCGGGGACUCAGGACAGUGAAUGGGGGUGUCCAACAUCUUUGGAGGGCCAACUUGGAUCAGUUAUUAUCUUUCAUGAAGCACUGCAACCUUCUCAGGUGAAAGCAUUAUAUUUAGCAGGUCCAAACUGUUUAACUCCGUGGAAGUCUCAAGAAGCUGAAGUAGCAGACCUCCCUAGUAAGGUGCUGCUUCAUUAUACACCAAAGGCCUGCAGAAACCCAAUUUGCCUUGACCUGUCUGCAAAUCUUUUACAUGGAAGACUAACUGGAAACAAAGUAGUGAAUUGGGACAUCAAGGAUAUGAUCAACUGUAUUGGUGGAAUGAAUGUGUUGUUUCCGUUGCUGGAGCAGAUCAGCUUUCUUGGUGCACAGAUGCCUGAGAAGUCUGAAGGAGAAACUCUGCCUCCAGAACUUGUAACUCCUGUAGAGGGUGACUGGGUGGUGUUUUCAUCCCCAAAGGCAUCAGAAGCACGUCUGGAGAAGAACAUAGUUGCAACUUUCAUCUUGAUGAUAAAACACUUUAUUCAGGGGCAUCAUGUUAAUCAAGAAAAUCUCAUUCACUCCCAUGGAGUUGCCACCCUAGGAGCCUUGUUACAGAAGGUGCCAAGCAUGUUAAUGGAUGUGAAUGUCCUGAUGGCUGUACAGUUGUUGAUAGAACAAGUCUCAGUAGAAAAGAACAUGCAGCUUUUGCAGCAGAUGUAUCACCACUUACUUUUUGACUUCAGCAUCUGGAACAGUGGUGACUUUCCCUUCAGAAUCGGUCAUAUACAGUAUCUUUCUACAAUCAUCAAGGACAGUAGAAGGCUCUUCAGAAAGAAGUAUGGUGUGCAGUUUCUUCUAGACACACUCAGGAUUUAUUAUGGGACUGGUUGUAAAGACAGUGAUUUGGCUCCUGAUGACCUGAGGACAAUACGGACAUCCUUGUACGGACUGAUCAAAUAUUUCCUGAGCAAAGGUGGAACACAUGAAGAAAUUCAGAGCAUUGUAGGAUACAUAGCUGCCACCAGUGAUGAGGAGCAGCUCUGUGGAAUUUUGGACAUUCUCUUCAGCCUACUUCAUUCCAGUCCAACCCCAGACCAGCUUUUUUUAUUGCUCUUUGAACCAGGGAAUGCUGAUAUUCUUUAUGCUCUGUUAUUGCAUCAAAGAUACUCUGACAGGCUUAGAGAACUUGUGUUCAAGAUCGUGGAAGAGAUGCUGAAAUGUACCAAAGUUUAUGAGCGGAGCAAGCACCGUAUGCGACUCAGAGAAGUGGGGUACUCCGGGCUGGGACUCCUUCUGAAUGAAUCCCCAGUUACUGUUUCUCUUAUUAAAAACCUUCUUAACCAAGUUCUGUAUGCAGAUCCUGCUGUGAAUUAUAAAGAUCUUCUAGCUGUAGUGUAUCUGGCUCAUAGAUCAGAUAUAAACAUGAGAGUGAUUAUCUGUAGAAAGAUUUUGCACCUUUUGCAUUCCCAAUUGGAUGCAGCACAACAGAUUUCUCAGCAGCUGGGCUGGCAGGACACCUUGGUUAGACUAUUCCUGAAAGAAAACUCAGAGGUCCGGAUUGGCUUUAAGGAGAACAGGACUGAUUCCUCCAGGGAAGAGGAUAAAAAGCCUACUGAAGAGCUUCAGAAACAUCAGGCUGAUAAGACAGAGAGAGAGAAAGCUGGCAGCUUUGCAUCAGUUAAUGGUCUGUUUGAUCAGUGGAGUUUGGAAGACAACAAAUCCCUGGACGUCCCUGGCCAUUUCUCUGUUAUGCCACUGGAAGAUGCAUCCACAGCAGAGAUGUCUUUCAGUUCGGAGGGCCGAGGAGAGCUGUGGCACAGUAAUCCUUCACAUUUCAGUUUAGAUUUGUCCAGUGUUGACUCUUAUGAACUGGCUGAUGUUGGGAAUCAGAUGACAGACAGCCAGCCCAGCACUCCCUCACCCACAGAGAGCACAAAGCCCUUCUCUGGGCAGCCUGACAAAGAGCUGGGUGUUACGAAUGACGUGGGCUUUGCUGCUGAGCUUUCUCUCUUUGAAAACCAAGGAGGGAGUGAUAAUGAACUCAUACAGUUACUUACAGACAUCCUACUGUGUAUAAUGUGGAAAGGUAUUGAAAAAUCUGAUGAUGAUGCUUGGAUUGAGAGAGGACAGGUGUUCUCUGCUCUCACCAAACUGGGCAUGUCUAAUGAGUUGCUGCGGCCUUCUGAUGAAAUAAAACUCAACUUGUUGGAGAAGAUGUUAGAAUGGUCAGUCACUGAUAACAGAGAUUCAAAAGCUCUCCCUACACAUGCUGAAAAUGCCUUCAAGCUCUUGCUAAUUGUACAAGGUUUCCUGCAGGCAGAAGGACUAAUUAAUUCAAAUUUAUGGACAGAAAAGCUCUUGGAAGAACUAGUGACUCUCAUGGAUAGUCUGUCAGUCUGGUACUCUGGUGGCCUAGAAGCAAUUAGGCUUUCACAGGUGCAAGUCCAGCUGCUCCUUGGAUUUAUUGCACAAGACAACUUACAGGUCUGUGCUAUGGCAGCAGCCAAACUAAACACCCUCCUUCAGACCAAAGUAAUUGAGAGCCAGCCUGAAGCAUGCUACCUCCUGGGGAAGUUGGAAGGCAUUUUGAGUAGGUCAAUUGAAGAGAAGACAGAAACUUACUCAUUUUUGAUUCCCCUUGUUCGGACAUUGGUAUCCAAGAUUUAUGAACUUCUCUUUAUGAAUCUGCACCUUCCUUCAUUGCCUCCUACCAAUGGCAGCCCAUCUUUCUUUGAGGACUUUCAAGAAUACUGCAGAUCUGAGGAGUGGCAAGUUUAUAUUGACAAAUACAUUAUUCCAAAUAUGAAGCAGUAUGAAGAGAAUUCAUUCAGACAUGAUAAUGAGCAGAUGGCACUUUAUUGGAAAGAUUGUUAUGAAGCAUUUAUGGUGAACAUGCACAAGCGAGACCGGGAAAGAGGAGAAAGUAAGCUUAAAUUUCAGGAGCACUUUGUGGAGCCGUUCAGCAGAAAGGCUCGGCAGGAAAAUCUGCGGUACAACAGUAUGCUCAAACAGCUUAGCAGUCAACACACAGCCACACUGAGGCAGUGGAGAGCAGCCCAGCUUUACUUGUUCUCUGAGCGUGGGCCUUGGGCUGAAAGGAAACAGCGUCCUGUUCACUGGAAACUUUCAAAUGUGGAAAAUUUUUCACGUAUGAGACUAAAACUAGUGCAGAAUUACAACUUCAACUCUCAUCAGGAUGCUAGUGACCUGAGAGAUAAUCUAGGUGUGCACCAGACACAGCCCUCUAGUGAGUCUCUGCUUCUGGAGGUGGUGAAGCAGGUGAAAGUGAGUGACUUGGAAGAUGAUAUUCUGGAACUACCAGAAGAAGACACAGCAGCCAGUUCCAAUUUAGAUGAGAAGGAUGAGGAAAGUCAGAAAGAAAAGCUAAUAUUGUCUGAAGACUGUGAACUCAUUACAGUAAUUGAUGUGAUACCAGGCAGGCUGGAGGUCACUACCCAGCACAUCUAUUUCUUUGAUGGUAGCAUUGAGAAGGAGGAAGGGGUAGGUUUUGAUUUCAAAUGGCACCUUUCUCAAAUUCGAGAGAUCCAUUUGCGUCGGUACAACCUGAGGAGGUCAGCUUUGGAGAUCUUCCUUACAGAUCAAACCAACUAUUUCCUCAACUUCAAUAAGGAGGUACGAAACAAAGUCUACAGUCGGAUAUUGUCACUGCGUUCUCCAAACAUUUCUGGGACCAGAUCACCACAGGAGCUUUUCAAAGCGUCAGGUUUGAUGCAGAAAUGGGUGAAUAGAGAAAUAUCCAACUUUGACUACCUUAUUCAGCUAAACACUAUGGCAGGACGAACUUACAAUGACCUUGCUCAAUAUCCUGUGUUUCCCUGGAUUUUACGAGAUUACACCUCAGAAGAACUGGACCUGAAUAAUCCUGCAGUAUUUAGGGACCUGUCCAAACCUAUAGGUGUGGUGAAUGAGAAGAAUGCUAAGACUGUGAAAGAGAAAUAUGAGAAUUUUGAGGAUCCUCUUGGGAUGAUUGACAAAUUUCACUAUGGGACGCAUUACUCAAAUGCUGCUGGUGUCAUGCAUUACCUCAUUCGGGUAGAGCCUUUCACAACACUUCACAUCCAGCUUCAGAGUGGCAGAUUUGACUGUGCUGACAGACAGUUCCACUCUAUUCCUGCUACUUGGCAGGCACUCAUGGACAACCCCAAUGAUGUCAAGGAACUUAUCCCAGAGUUCUUCUACUUUCCAGAAUUCCUGGAGAAUCAAAAUGGUUUUAACUUAGGCCAGCUUCAAAUGUCCAAAGAGGUGGUAAAUGAUGUUGUUCUGCCUAAGUGGGCCCACUCCCCAGAAGACUUUAUAAAUAAACACAGGAAAGCUCUGGAAUCUGAGUAUGUUUCUGCUCAUCUUCAUGAAUGGAUAGAUUUGAUUUUUGGCUACAAGCAGAGGGGACCAGCUGCAGUGGAGGCGCUCAAUGUGUUCUACUAUUGUACUUAUGAAGGGGCUGUGGAUUUGGAUGCUUUAACAGAUGAGAAAGAAAGGAAGGCUUUAGAAGGGAUGAUAAACAAUUUUGGGCAAACUCCCUGUCAGCUGUUAAAGGAGCCCCAUCCACAGAGGCUGUCAGCAGAAGAGGUAGUACAAAGACUAACUAAAAGUGAUACCUCUACUCUGAAUCUCUUCCAACACCUCACUGAGCUGAAGUCAUUCUUCAUAGAGGGAAUUAGUGAUGGUGUGCCCAUUGUCAAAGCUGUUGUCCCCAGGAAUCAGUCACGUUCCUUUAUUUCUCAGGGAAGCCCAGAGAUCUUGGUAACAACAAGUCUGAACUGCAUUAUUGGAACUCAUGGUUGGCUGCCUUAUGACAAAAAUAUUUCCAACUAUUUUACAUUCAUCAAAGAUACAACAGUGACAAAUCCCAAAACACAGCGCAGCAUGAGUGGUCCUUUUGCCCCAGGGCUGGAGAUCACCUCCAAGCUGUUUGCAGUGUCCCAUGACGCAAAGCUGCUCUUCAGUGGCGGACACUGGGACAACAGCAUCCGAGUGACGUCCCUUACGAAAGGCAAACUGAUGGGACAGCACAUCAGGCACAUGGAUAUUGUGACCUGCUUGGCAAUAGACUACUGUGGAAUUCAUUUAAUUUCAGGCUCCAGAGAUACUACCUGUAUGAUAUGGCAAAUAGUUCAGCAGGGAGGAGUGCCUGUAGGCCUGGCACCUAAGCCAUUACAGAUCCUUUAUGGGCACACUGAUGAAGUUUCGAGUGUUGGCAUCAGCACUGAACUGGAUAUGGCAGUGUCAGGAUCCAGGGAUGGCACUGUCAUUGUCCGCACUAUUCGGAAAGGUCAGUACGUGAGGACUCUGCGACCACCUUGUGAGAGUUCUCUCCUGCUGACUGUUCCCAAUCUGGCUGUGUCCUGGGAAGGCCAUAUAGUUGUCCACACCAGCGUGGAAGGAAAGACUACUCUCAAGGAUAAGAAUGCAUUACAUCUCUAUUCUGUCAAUGGGAAAUAUCUGGGUUCUGAGACUCUGAAGGAGGAAGUGUCCGAUCUGUGUGUAACUGGCGAAUAUAUCAUCAUGGGCAGCUUGCAGGGAUUUCUUUCCAUACGGGAUCUCUACAGCCUGAGUCUGAGCAUCUCUCCCUUAGCCAUGAGACUGCCAAUCCAUUGCAUUUCUGUCACCAAAGAGUACAGCCACAUCCUUGUUGGCUUGGAGGAUGGCAAGUUGAUUAUCGUUGGUGUUGGCAAGCCGGCAGAGAUGCGCUCAGGUCAGCUUUCCCGAAAGCUGUGGGGAUCAAGCAAACGGCUCAGCCAGAUUUCAUCAGGAGAGACUGAAUAUAACACUCAAGAUUCCAAGUGAUUGCUGCUUCUACAUUCUCUCAUGGAUUCCAGAAAAAUGUUUAAUCUUUUGGUCACUUUAGAUGUAUAAAUAUGUAAUUAGGGCUUUGAUUCUGAAGCCCUUUGAUUCUUGUUGAUGAAGAACCUAUGGUAGAGGUAUAGUAGUAAGCAUAUGUACUCAGGCAAGUUAGCCUGCUUGCAUAUUUGUCCUUAACUGUGUUGUCUUGUUCACAGCAAAAUCCCUCUCUCAACAGCUGCUAAAACUGUGUUUUGGGAGGGCUAAAAAAAACCCCGAACAAUCCCCCCACAAGUCUUCAAACCCCCAGAUUACUAAUUGAAUUUAAGAUAAGUAGCAUUUGAUUUAAAGCUGAGUAGGGCCAGAUGCUCCUUGAUAACAAACAAGAUAUUUGGCUUUGCUUUGACAGCACUGUUAUUUCCCAGUAAAUUAAAACUCUGGUAGUUGCAAUGGUUGGAUUCAGAAUUUAAUAGAUGAUGGUUAUGACCUUCACGAUACAUUUGUUAGCUUAUUGAACUUUUAUUACAGUUUGUUUGUGUAAAUGGCUAUUGCUCUCUUCUUUUAUGUAGUUCCAAUUUUAGGCUGUUCUGCAAGGAACAUCUGUGUUGCACUACUUUAUCAGAAAUGGUUUUAAGUACAGACAUUAAUAACUUCAAAGGAGUUGGAGGUGGUGAAGGAGCUGAAGGAGGUAGGAAAUAUUGCUGCUGAAAAUUAUUUAUAUUGUUAAGUAAACUUAAGACAUACACCAAGAAAUCCCAUUAUAUAUUUAACAUCUUGCAGAAAUACCCAGGAAGACUCAUUAUCUGUAUUGGUCAAAUAUCAAUCUGCUUCAUUAGUAAGGCAACUUCUGCAAACAAAAGAUAAAUUUCCACUGCAGAAUCAUUAUGCAACAUUGCAGCACAAUUCAAUUAAAAAUAGCACCUGUUUGUUUCUUGGCUUGGUGUUCACCAAACCAGUUGUUAGCCAUAGCCCAAAAAACCUGGGAAAAACAAAAGAUAUGUCCAUUUCCAAAAUGCAUUUAAGACCUGGUAAAAGAAAAUAUCAGAUCCUUAUGUACGCUGUAUCAAAUUUCUUACUAUGUUUUUUUUUUUGUGUGUUUAGCAGUACAUGAUGAUAGAAGGAUAUGCGUUUUCCUAUCAAUCUGAUAUUUUUCUAAUGUUACUGAUUGAAAUGAUAAACCCUAUACUGUUAGAAAAGCUGGGUGCUGAGGGAAAAAUAUGAAUUUCCAGAUCAGUGUGCGAAGGUGUGUGUGUAUGUGUAUAUAUGUGUGUGUAUGUAUAUAUGUAUAUUCAUGUAUGUAUUGAAAGAAGAAAAUCCCAUGGGGUGAGGGGAGCACAGAUACAAGGCAGGUGUAAGUGAUUGUUGGCUAGUAUGUUCCCUUUUGGGUCCCCCUUUCUUCCCUCUUCCAUCGCUUUUCUUGUUAUUUUUUAUUUAUUUAUUGAAAUGAAUGUGUGUUGUAUCUCUCAUAAAUGUUAUCAGAUACUCCCUCUGGCUGGGGGAGUUGUUAAACUACCUGAGGAACAUAAUGUAUAAUCUCAUUUCAUUAACUUUAAGCACAGUAUUUAUUGACUUUAUAGAAAUAAUAAUAUAUCCUUACCCUGCUAAAGGAUAAUCUUUACAAGUUGUGUUAGUCUCAUUCAAACUGAUUUCUCCUCCUCGCUUUCUUUACUGGAAAAAAAAUCCCUCUUGAUGGCUGAUUGGUGUACUUUGUAAAGAAAGCUGUGAUGCAUUUUCUUAACUUUUGUAAAUGAAAUAAAUCAGAUUAGUGAACAAGUGGGUCUAUGCAUAGUUGCAAUAUUCUGCCUAAUCACUGUGACAGACUGGAUUGUCUGGAAAGUUAGGAGAGAAUAAGAAUUAUUUUUCUGAAUCACUUGCCAAGAGAAGGUUUAACUUCCAAAAGUAGAGUGGUGUGGGUUUUUUCAUACUCCACGUAUGUUAAAAAAAAUGUAAAUUAACCCACAUCCCAUAUUUUCAAAUAAGCAAUAGAGAAGUGAAAAAUAACUGGUUUUAAUCAAUUACCUAUCCAAGUAAGAAUACUAAGGAUACUGUGGAAGGGAAGUAUUAAGUUUGUUCAUGAGAAUGUGAAGUAUGUUUGUCCAUUAUGAUUUCAUGAAGAAGGGAUUUCAGGGGAGAUCUGUGUAGAUUAGUUUAGGAGUAUUUCAGCUCAGAAUGUGAGAUCUUUCUGUGUUAUGGGAGAUUGGAAAAACUCAGUUGGGGCAUCAAAUUGACGGAUUUUUUAUGCAUGCAUUCAUGUUGUGUUUAAAUGCAUAGACAAGGCUAUGUGUUUAUUUGGAGGGGAAGGGGGCAGAAAAUUGUCAUGUUUUAGGCUAUGAGAAUGAAGUGGAAAAAGGGAGAUGGGUCUUAUGUAGUGUUUGGUGGGAGCACAGUUUUCUUCUUGUCACUUGCACAGAGGGGUUUGCAUACGCAUUUGAAAACAUCCUGUUGUGGGUUAGGUACAUUUAUACAACAGUUGAAUUAACAUUUUUCAAUAUUAAAGAAUAAUAAAUGUAGUGUGUCAGUUUAAGUAAAAUAUAAUGUUGCAAUAAUUGAAAUAAUUUAUGAUUAAGACCUUUGACAUUUGAAUACCAUAAUUUCAGUGCAUCACAAGCACUGAGUGAUCGUCACAAAUACCUGGGACAGGUUUAAAUAUGGAAAGUUCUUGGGCUCUCAAACUGAAGGCUAGUCUGUGCUCAGUACACAGCAACAGCAGCAGAAUGAGGAGGGGGCAGGUGAGCUCUGAGCCCCAGGUAGAAUGGCAACAUCCAUGGCCUUUGGAGCUGAGAUCUGGUCCUUGGGGGUGGGAGGUGUACACCAUCACAGCUUGGCAUCCUUGCCAGAGGCCAUCUGGAAGGAUCUCCAUAGCUGUGAAGGUCUGCACUUUGCCUUUGUUUAAAACCAGCUUUAAAUAAAAAAUGAGUCCUAAGUGUUAAGCAUAAAGUGGUAUGUUGCUUCUUUUAGAUUUAACUUAUUUGCAUAAAAGUAGACAGUAAUGUUUAAAAACAGAAAAUAAUUCUUCUGAUCAGCUGUUCAGUCAGUUGAAUUGCAGCCUGUUAUGCAGUGCACUGUGAAUUGGUGAACUAACUUUCAUAAUUCUUUGAUUUCCUCAAGUCAGUAAAGCUUAGGAUCCCAUUUUGUUUUUCAGGUAGUAUUGGUGAAAUAAGAUUCUCCUUUGGUUUUGUUCAAAGGUUUGUUUAAGUGUAAGAAGUAAAGUUUUGAGAUUAUAGGCUUCCAGUGAGGAAUUUAGAACAAACAAAUUUUAAGUGACAUUUAUUUCAUAACACUACAUUUGUCAAGAUCUUCUUUGUAAUAUCUUCAUAUAUUUAAUUUUUGGAACAACUCUAAUAAUAUUUAUCAAAGUUUAACAUAUGCUUACCUUUGAAGAUGAGUAAAUAGGAGUGUAAAUAUAUAUAGCUAAAAGAAACUGAAAACUGGCCUACUUUUCAUACCUGUAUAUAAAUGAGAUUAAGUAGUUAGCAGUAUUAACUUCUUCGUAGCAGUUUUGAACUUGUGUACCAAAGGAUAUUUAGAAGACAUGUCUCCUUUAUUUCUAGUAAAAUGUUUGCUAAAUUUCUCUAAAUCAAUUUACUUAAAAUUCUUGAUAGUAUUUUUAGUUGUCUUUUUAGCUCUAGUGAAGAAUCCCAUCUAGUCUUCGCUGGGUGUGAACUAUACAAGCAUACAGAAAGUGAAAUCUGACUUAGGCAAAUUUUCCUGUAACCAAUAUACUUAUCCAUUACUCACUCAUAGAAUAUCUAGAAACCACAUCUUCUAUCAUCCAUGGACAUUACCAGCACAACAUAAUAAUCCCAGUCCUAGAGUAACUGCAUUUGUCCUGAUGGUUAAUACACAUUGUGGAAAUUAGAUUUUCUUAGGAAAAUAAUUGUUUGAUAUUAAAAAGAGUAAAAAAAGAAAAAAACUAAACCAACCAAACCACCCCCAACCCCCCACAGCUUCCCCUCCAAAAAAAACCAAACUCACCCACAUCCAUAUUACAAUUGUUUUGCUAAUCUGCAACAUUGAUAUAAACAAGCUUUUCCUGCUCUGGCAUACCUUAGAUCAUGCAUAUUAUCACAAAACUGGUUUAUCAGUCUUCACAUGCUUUAAAUGGCCAAGUCAAUUGGCUGUCUUAUAAGGAUCCCCUUGAAAGUUGUAUUUCUUUGUCCUUUAAAUGAGUGCAAAGAACUAAGUUUCUGCACUGGAAAAAUUCUUUAAAAUAGUUCUGCAGGAAUGAUAAGUUUAUUUUUGUAAUGCACAGAUUUGGUAACUCGUGCUUUAGUCAAUGGGAGCUGUAUACCUCACUUCCCUAAACCAUGUCUUCCUCCUCCCUGUUUCCUUUGCAAACCUUUCCCAAUCUUAAUUAACAAAAUCAUUAGAAGAGAUAAGUAAAGGAACCAAAUGCUGCACAAAGCUUUUACUGUGUAUGUGUAAUUAGUUGAAAAUGUGUAUCUAUAUACAGAUUAUAGAAUGGUAGAGAGCUUUAGAGCUAGAAGGGGUGUAGAGAUGUCGACCUCCUUCUGCUCCUAUAUUGAGAGUCUCUGUAGACACAUGGUCUGUAUUGUCACCUGAAACAUUCCUGUCUUCCACUGCUAAAGGCACUUGCUGACUAUGUUAAAUGCUGAGGCGAGGUGCUGUGAAUAUUUUUUUUCCCUUUCAAGGAAUUUUAAAAAAAGCGUGCACAUAUAAAUGCAUAUCCUAAUGUGAGCCUAGGGCCUGACCUAAUAAAUACUGUUAUGUGAAAGCACUACGUAGGGUUGUAUUUAUUUGAAUGGAAAUUCAAGCAUGUGCUUCAGUGCUUUCUAGGUCGUCUUAUGCUUUCUGGCUUAAAAGCUGUGUUGGUUUUGGCUGCAAACAUGACACUUGUUGGUAGUCUCCUUUUGGGGAGAGUAGGUUUCCAUGGUAUCAUACUCAUGUGGGUUCAAUGUAUGCCAGUGUUAGAGUCAACAGAAGUGUUUGGAAGAUGUCUUCCAUUCCACGGAGCCAAUCUUACUAUUAUUAAAUUGCCCUUGUAAGUGUAUACUUUUGAAGGAAGCAAGUUUUCUAAAAAGCUACUGCAUUAAAAAAAAUAUUUUUAAAAUUUGGUAAAAUGCUAUUGUUCCCUUCUUCAGUGUUAUAGAUAUCAGAUGCCUGAAUGUAAAAAUGCCUGAGUGGCACCAUAGCAUGCUCUGCAUUUCAAUUGAGUGCCAUUCACCUUACUGCAGUCUUGAACACCCCAUAUGUGAGGAAUUGCUUGCAGUGUUUAGUCCAAGGUAGGCUUUGUUCAGUUUUAACUCACCUUUUUGCUGUGCAUCUGUGGAAGAAGACUGGUGUGUCUUUCUUUUAGUUAUCAUUUACCUAAGUGGCCCAAAUAAAAUAGGUGUUUCACUUGUUUUCAAUAGAGUUGCUUCAGUGUGUGUUCUUCCUGGUUUUGUCCAGUGGACUUGAUGAAUUUGGCAGGUAUUUCCAGAGUUCAAGUCUAUGCUUAUAUUCAGCACAGACAUAAUUUCAUCACACAUCUUCUGUCCCAGAAGCAUGAUUGUCAGUAUAGAUUAUGGUUUAAAGCUGCUAAGGUGUUUUGAGAUUGGAAUAUAAAAAAUCCAGCCAUAUAUAUCAUAGAUCUAACUGAACUUGGAGGCCACUUGUUUAUUUAGCUUCCUACCUAGUCAGUAUUUUCCUCUCAAGGGAGCCGUAUUUUUUGCCUUGAAAUAGCUUUAAAAUAAACAUAAGUCUUGCACCUGACAGAACUACUUUAGUCAUAUGCAGCAGUGAGCUGUUUCUUAAAGAAAGCCAUGGGGGGGAAAAAGAAUUCAAGAAAAACUUGCAAUGCAUAUUCUGAUUCUGCAGGAGCAACUUAGUACGAGAAUAGAGAAAUGCUGCAUGUGAAACUUACCUCCCUUUGGUCAGUGUUUUGAUGGAACCUGUGAUGCUACUCAGUUUGCCUGAUGAAUUUUUACUGAAGCUAAUCAGGGGGUGGAAGCAAAGGCCUUACAGCAAAGUUAACCAUAUCUUCUGAUAAUUCUUACAGAUUGUGCAAUUAUGUGAUUACAAAUGGAUCUUUAAAUGCCAAAAAAUGCCUUUUUAAAGAGUUAAAUGUUAGGUCUGAGGAGUGUUGGAAGUAGCUACUUUCAGAAAUGAGCCUUCAGGCACUGUAAUGAACUUGCUGUCUGUCUUCUGUGCAAUAUCUUUUUCCCUCUGGGUGCUUUAAGAGUAUACUGUAUGUCUUACUUUGUUUUGAUCAAUAUGUUUUAAGAGUGUGUAUAUUGGCUAAUGAUGGGUUUUUUCCUGUACAGCAUGGUGGAAGAUGUUUUAAAAUUUUGCACUUUUCUAGGAUUUGCAAGUUUGUAACAUGAAAAUUUUUAACAUGCACACUUUUGUACAUAAUUAGCAUUGUAUAUAUUUAACAUGAGUCUGAAGCAAAUAAAAGUAAUUGAAUGCAUAA
Vidua macroura (Pin-tailed whydah) is the source of this 15092-nucleotide messenger RNA. RefSeq names its product neurobeachin like 1 (gene NBEAL1). Bases 515 to 8686 code for a protein of 2723 amino acids. Lineage: Eukaryota; Metazoa; Chordata; Aves; Passeriformes; Viduidae. Gene Ontology annotation, cellular component: cytosol; membrane. Gene Ontology annotation, biological process: intracellular protein localization. Gene Ontology annotation, molecular function: protein kinase binding. The transcript has 55 exons. The record is from RefSeq and is a predicted model, not a curated record.